Molecule: messenger RNA, 2318 nt
Organism: Capsicum annuum
Lineage: Eukaryota; Viridiplantae; Streptophyta; Magnoliopsida; Solanales; Solanaceae
Product: aluminum-activated malate transporter 9
Exons: 6
Coding region: 133-1944 (603 amino acids)
Biological process (GO): malate transport
Cellular component (GO): plant-type vacuole membrane
Source: RefSeq, a predicted model, not a curated record
CGUCGUUUUAGGGUCCUCCGAAACAGGAAACAGUCAACAUUAACAAAUUCUCCACAGUACUUUACUGCCACUGUAUCCCUUUCUCUCGUCACUUUUCUAGACUCUCUAUGCCCAAAUAAUCGGAGCAGUAGAAUGGUGAGAAAAAUGAGUGCGUUUAGAAAAAGCUUCGAAGAAAAACGAGAAAAAGAGCGGCUUCUUUCAUCAUGCAACGGCGAUUACACUGAGUUACCUGGAUUCCGACACACGCUUUAUUACGAAGAGUCUUCCGGAUGUUGUUCUUCUUUAAGGGUGAAGUUAUCUGAGUUAUGGAAGGAAUGGAAAAGAGUUGCUGUGAAAGCGAUGGAGAUGGGUCGAACCGACCCGAGAAAGAUCAUCUUCUCCGCAAAAAUGGGUUUAGCAUUGAUGCUUAUAUCGUUGUUGAUAUUUUUUAAGGAGCCGGUUGAGGAACUCAGCAGAUACUCUGUAUGGGCUAUUCUUACUGUCGUCGUCGUUUUUGAGUUCAGUAUUGGAGCCACUCUAAGCAAAGGGUUUAAUCGUGGGCUUGGGACACUAUCAGCUGGAGGACUUGCUCUUGGAAUGGCUGAAUUGUGUCAGUUGGCCGGAGACUGGGAAGAAGUUGUUAUAGUUGCCGGUAUAUUCAUAACAGGUUUUUUUAUCACUUAUGCAAAGCAGUACCCGGCAAUGAAGCCCUAUGAAUAUGGUUUCCGAGUUUUCCUGAUAACAUAUUGUUUCAUCAUGGUAUCCGGUUAUCACACAAGAGAAUUUAUUCAAACAGCUGUAAGUCGGUUUUUGCUCAUUGCACUUGGUGCUGGUGUUUCUUUAGCUGUGAACAUUUGUGUGUAUCCCAUCUGGGCUGGUGAGGAUCUUCACAAUCUGGUGGCGAAGAAUUUCAUCAGUGUAGCUACUUCACUAGAAGGUUGUAUCAGCGAAUAUCUGAACUGUGUCGAAUAUAAGAGGAUCCCUUCAAAAAUUCUUACUUACCAAGCAGCUGAUGAUCCAGUGUACAAUGGCUACAGAUCAGCAGUAGAAUCUACAAGCCAAGAGGAAGCUCUGGUAGCAUUUGCAAUCUGGGAGCCACCCCAUGGUCCAUAUAAGAUGAUCAGAUAUCCUUGGAAAAACUAUGUCAAAGUUAGCGGCGCAUUAAGGUAUUGCGCUUUCAUGGUUAUGGCGCUGCAUGGCUGUAUACUAUCUGAAAUACAGGCGCCUGCUGAAAGAAGACAGGUUUUCCGUAAGGAGCUUCAGAGAGUAAGUACGGCAGGUGCCAAAGUGUUGAGAGAAAUUGGGGAGAAAGUGAAAAAGAUGGAGAAGUUGGGAUCAGUGGACAUUCUUUAUGAAGUGCAUGAAGCAGCAGAAGCGUUGCAAAAAAAAGUGGAUCAGAAGUCUUAUCUUUUCGUCAAUUCAGAAAACUGGGAAAUCGGAACACGAGCCACAGUAGUGGAUACUCCCCAGGAGCCUGGAAGCCUGGAUGAUGACAGAAACUCUUUUCUACACCACAGGUCUCAUAGUGAAACAGUCAUCAACAUCGACUCCAUCCUUAACUCAAAAAGUUGGGAUAACAGGACGUGUAACUUCGCUAGUAACAACCAAGCUGCAGGAUUAACCCCACAAAACACAGUGGAGAAACCAAAAUUCCGAACAACACAUUCUCUGCCUAAAGAUAAUGAAGCACUAAAGGAGGUGGAAGAGGAAGAGGACGACAAGCUAGAAGUGUCGAAGACAUACGAAAGUGCCAGUGCUUUGUCUUUAGCAACAUUCACAUCCCUUCUCAUUGAAUUUGUUGCAAGACUUCAAAACGUAGUAGACUCAUUCGAGGAAUUAAGUGAGAAAGCAAAAUUUAAGGAAGCUGUGGAUUUGUCUGAAGCGUCGCAGAAAGUUUCCAUAUGGUCUAGGUUAAAAGGGUUUAUAAAGUUUUGGAAAAGAGAGGAGAGCAGUUUGCCAGUUUAGAGGCCAACCCUUCUUGUCCAUCCAAAGACAGAAGAGUAUAGAUGCUAAUAUAUUACAUUGUCUGUUAGAUGAGGAGAUGUUAUAGCAGCUUACGCAACUGGGAACUCGAAUCGGCUUGGAAAUGCAACACAGAUUAUAUAUCCUAACUCUGAAAAGUCUUAGGCCAAUUGCCUCCUGCAUAUUAGUUUUCAAUAGCUAUAAUUGUUAACAAUAUCUAGUGGGGACAAUGCCUAUAAAUGUAUUGAGGUAAAUUUUUAGCAAGUCUUCUUGGCUCCAAUGCAUUAAGGUCUAACGGUAAUGUAGGCAGCACAAGUGUACAUUGAAAUAUACUGGAAAAGUAGUUAUAAGUAUCGUUUUUGUUUAUGAUGAAGCAA